GGGAAGGCGAGGGGCGGGCAGGAAGCGCGGAGCCGGCCGGGGCGCGGUGUGAGGGCCGGAGGAGCCGAAAUCAGAGACGUCAUGGAUGUGACUGUCGGGACAGAGCAGGAAACCCAGCUGUGCAGCAACUGCAAAAAGGAUGUUCCAGUGGCUAACUUCACCAUCCAUGAGAUCCACUGCAGCAGAAACAUUGAAGUAUGUGGCUUCUGCAAGGAGUCGGUCCCCAAAUCUGAAAUGAAAAACCAUGUUGAAUCUAAACACGUGAAGGUUACCUGUAAAUGUAAUAUGAAGAUUGAAAAGAGUGACCUAGAAGAUCAUGAGGCAUCAUCAUGCCCUCUGCGUCCUGCAGUUUGCCAGUACUGUGACAUAGAGCUCACAUUCAACAAGCUUCAGGACCACGAGGAGUACUGUGGAACUAGGACCGAAACAUGCAGUGGGUGUGGCCGCAACAUCAUGGUAAAAGAUCUGAAGUUGCACGCUGAAGUUUGUGGGAAAGAGGCUAAACAAAAGCACGUUAACAAAGCGAGAGCGCUCUUCAGCUGUGAGGAUGAGGAAGCAGAGCCGUGCAGCUUUCAAAGCAUCCGAAACAUUCUGAGCCCGGACGACUACGUCAGGACUCUGUGGGGGAUUCCCAGACCGCUGCAAAGUCCAUUUUACAGCAGCUUUGGAAGAGAUCAGCUAUUUAAGGAUAUUAACACAAGAAACACAUCAGCAAUGUGGAGAGAUCAGAAUCGAGUGGCUGAGCGGGAGCAGCUACAGAGGAAUCAAAAUACUGAGUCUUCGCUUUCUGAAGAGCAGAAUUCCAAUUUUGACUAUAUGCUAGCUCUUAGCUUGCAAAGCGAGAAUAAUCCCCACGACACUACUUCCACUGAAAUCCACAGUGACUUCUGGAAGAACUACUCCAAAGGGGCCAAGCCACCUGAGCAUCUUAACAGAAUAAACAAGUCCGAUACUUUCCUGCAUGAACCUUUGGUGUCUAACAUUACAAAUCACCUAAAAAAUGAUGAUGUCAUCAUGUUGCCCUGUGAAUUUUGUGAAGAGCUGUACCCUGAGGAAGAUCUGAUUCUCCAUCAGACAGGCUGCAGUCCUGCAAGUGCCUUGGCUUCAUUCAGUAAAAGAAGCUUCUCUCCAACUCGACAAGAGUACGGUGGCUUGGUUAAAGAUGACUUGGAACUGGACAGAACCAGCUUUGGUAGCAGAUUCUCAUAUCCAGGGCAGCAUGAAGCUGUGCAGACAGAAGGGAGCACCAUCAUUCCGUGUGAAUUCUGUGGCAUUGAGUUAGAAGAGGAGGUUCUCUUCCACCACCAGGACCAAUGUGAUCUGUAUCCAGUCUCUGCCAACCCCACACAAGGCUUGUUGCAGCACCCACUGCCUCCUAAAGAGAAUCUGGAGAGGAGGGAAUCACCAGAGCUGGCUAGAGACAUGCGGCAUCAAGGAGAAGUUUCACCUCAUUAUUUAGAAGACAUCGGGCAGCGGAAGCUUACCAAUGCUGUGCGAGGGGAGAGAUCGCUGAACAACCUGGCAGUUGCCCGGGACUUGCAGCUGACUUCUUCCAACACCAUGAAGAUGAAUAAUGCUCUGUCUCCAAGAAUGAAGCCCAGCAACUUGGGUGGCAGUGAAGGAAGAAUGAGGGGCAAAGGUACAGAUGAAUCCGCAGCUGCCCACGUUUCGGUCGUGCAACCCAGUCGGAACUUCCACCCGGAAAGCUACAUGUCCAGUUUUUCAAGGGUGCCUCCAACUCUACCGAGCGUGAGGAAUGAAGGAGGAAGGAGUCAGAGGAUGCCCAAUGUUCCUGGCCACUUCAGGAGCAGGAGCAGGAGCACAAAGGUAAAACCCCAGACACCAGAGUCCAGCUGCCCCGAGGAGGAAUAAUGGCCCCUUGUCGGGGGCACGCCUAGCACUUGUAGCACUCUCACUAUGCACUAACGUACCUAUUUAUCCCAGUGUGAGGACUCGCUGCAUUGCUGCAUCAGUGGAAAACUUUAUAUCCAAUUUGAAUCUUUAUAGGCAGUGAUCAUUUUAUAAUUUUUUAAAGUUUGUGGAGUGGAAUAUAUGGCCCCAGACCUGCUGUGUGGAGACAAGGGAUCUAAGGUGGCUUGGGGCUUUUAUUGCUGCUUUCUGUGGUCUAAACUGGCAAUGUCUCAAGCCAGCUGAGACUUCCCCGGGAAGGGACUAACCUGUUAUUGCAGCUGCUUGUCUGACAUGUAGUAAGUGGAGCCUUCUUUUUAAUAUGGUAACCCUGGAUUUAGUAGUUAGUGACAAAUAAUGCAUCGCUGCCUUCAAGGCAAAGUGAUAAUGACUAGCAUUACAAACCCCAAACCUGUUAAACACCUGAGCUACUCCAGGGGAAGAGAAUGCUGUAGUACAUUUCAGCAGUUGGAUGUUGUCUGACUUGGGGACACUACUUCUCUGUAAAGAGCAGUGGAUCUCGGUGAUUAUUUUCACUAAGGUCUGGGAUAGGGGUGAGCUUAGUGUCUUGGCUUUAAACCUAUUCCAUCUGUUACAGGUGGUAGUUGGGAAAUAGUUCUCUAUUGCAUCUGACUGCAGUUAAACCUUUUUUCCUCUAAGCUUUCUACCAUCAUCCUGUCAUAACCAUCCUCUGAUUUGCUUAGGAAAAGCCAUACCAGUUGUAAUCAUGGUGUGUUUGUGCCUGUGUCCCUAUAUGUCUGUCUGAUACCACAAGUGCCCAAUAUUCCUCGAGGCGUUUGCCAGCGGGAUUGUGACCCUCCACAGAGGAGAUCCAGGCCUAGUUUUCCAUUCUCUCGGCUGCUUUUAUUUUUGGCUAUCUUCGAGCCUUUACUUUUUAAAAACUCCUUGGAAUAAAAUUUGUAUGUGUUAAUGAC
Molecule: messenger RNA, 2843 nt
Organism: Gavialis gangeticus (Gharial)
Lineage: Eukaryota; Metazoa; Chordata; Crocodylia; Gavialidae
Gene: TRAFD1
Product: TRAF-type zinc finger domain containing 1
Exons: 12
Coding region: 82-1872 (596 amino acids)
Molecular function (GO): zinc ion binding
Source: RefSeq, a predicted model, not a curated record